AAUUCCAACUCACAUGAACAGCCGACGACUCAACUCUACUAAGUUUCAUCACACACACUCGUACAUAUGUGUGUCUAAUUUACGUGGAUGGUCAUUUAAUGGAUGAAAUAAAUGAUGCCCUACCUCUGCUUGCAGUUGCAGGAUUAGGUAUUAUCGCUACAAGAAAUGACCAUGACCACUCUGCUUUUGUCCUCCCCCGCAUACACAGACACUCGACUCCAACUGGUUCCGAGAGAGACUCCAUUAAUUGUCUCUUGUCUCACCCAUUUCCUCUAUUUCCCUAUAAAUCUCCCCCCUCCCCAAUAUGACCCCUUUGUACCUCAUUCCUCUUUCCUCUCAUCAUCCACAUCUGAGAGCAUACUUUGUCUGCCCAUUAAUUUCCUGAAAAAAAACCAAAUAUAUUCGUUACCCCAGAAAAGAUCCUUACUUUCCCGGAAAGACAAAGCCAUCCUUCCUUGUCCUCGUCAUAUUUAGAAUAAGAUAGACACACUGUUAUCUCAUUCGGAUCUCCCCCACAUACAUAAUCUUGGACACCCCAAUGGAAGUAACGAAUGUCAUGGUGGUGGCGGCCGCAUUGGUGGCUGCCUACUUGUUGUGGUUCAUGAGUAUCUCACGGAAUCUAAAGGGUCCACGUGUCUGGCCCUUACUGGGCAGCCUCUCGGGGCUGAUCCAGAACCGUGAGCGGAUGCACGACUGGAUCACCGAGAACCUCCGGGCGUGUGGCGGCACCUACCAGACCUGCAUUUGCGCCCUUCCUUUCUUGGCUCGGAAGCAAGGCCUCGUGACUGUCACGUGCGACCCCAAGAACAUCGAGCACAUUCUCAAGACUCGCUUCCACAACUACCCCAAAGGCCCCACUUGGCAAGCCGUCUUCCACGACCUCCUCGGCCAUGGCAUCUUCAACUCCGACGGCGACACCUGGCUCUUCCAGCGUAAAACCGCCGCUCUCGAGUUCACCACCAGAACGCUGAAGCAAGCCAUGGGUCGGUGGGUAAACCGGGGAAUUAAAAACCGGUUCUGCCCGAUACUGGAAGCGGCUCAGGCUAAAGCCGAGACGGUUGAUCUCCAGGAUUUGUUCCUGCGGCUCACUUUCGACAACGUUUGCGGCUUAGCCUUCGGUCGGGAGACCCAGACCUGCUCGCAUGGCCUUCCCGCUAACGCCUUCGCAUCGGCCUUCGACUGCGCCACCCAAGCCUCUCUUCAACGCUUCAUUCUGCCUGAGUUCCUAUGGAGGCUCAAGAAAUGGCUCCGGCUCGGCUUGGAACUCAGCUUGAGCCGAAGCCUCCUCCAGAUCGACGGCUAUAUGGCUGACGUCAUCACCGCACGUAAGCAGGAGCUAAUGCUGAGUCAGCGCCAGAGCCACGACGAUCUCCUCUCUCGUUUCAUGAAGCGCAAAGAUGACUCCUUCAACGAGAGGUUCCUGCAGCAAGUGGCUGUCAACUUCAUCCUCGCAGGACGUGACACGUCAUCGGUGGCGCUGAGCUGGUUCUUCUGGCUCAUCACCAAGCAUCCGACGGUCGAGGACAAGAUCAUGAGGGAGAUCUGCUCCGUCCUGAUCGAGACACGUGGCAGUGACGUCUCAUCGUGGACAGAGGAGCCGCUAGGGUUUGACGAGGUGGAUCGCUUGGUGUACCUGAAGGCGGCGCUAUCGGAGACGCUGAGGCUGUACCCGUCGGUGCCGGAGGACUCAAAGCAUGUAGUGAACGACGAUGUUUUGCCGGACGGAACCUUUGUACCGGCGGGAUCGUCGGUGACGUACUCGAUCUACGCGAUCGGGAGGACGAAGGCGGCGUGGGGAGAGGAUUGCCUGGAAUUCAAGCCGGAGAGGUGGAUGGAGGGAGGGAAAUUCAUAAACCACGACCAGUAUAGGUUCGUGGCGUUCAACGCAGGGCCAAGGACAUGCCUGGGGAAGGACAUGGCGUACCUGCAGAUGAAAUCGAUAGCGGCGGCGUUGAUGCUACGCCACCGGGUGACGCUGGUGCCGAACCAUAAGGUGGAGCAGAAGAUGUCGCUGACGCUUUUCAUGAAGAACGGCCUUCGCGUUCACCUCCACAGGAGGGAACUUGGAGAGAUCGUCCGAAGUGUUAUGGCGGGGAGAGACGCCAUUACCGGUGAUGGCGUCCGCGCUUAAUCCCAGUAUUGGCUCGCUCUUUCUUUCCGACGGUUGGUUGCCUCUUCUUACUCGUAAUUUUGCGUUUCAGUUGGUGAUAUAGUUAUUAUAUUCUGGUGGUUCGGUUUAAAGGAAAAACAAGGGAAAAGUAAGCUUAUGGUCCAAAUAUUUUUAAUUUUUUGGUAUACGCAAAAUAAAUAGUGUUUACUUGUAGCUUAUUGGAUGGGAAAUGCUCAUUGCAAUGUAUCUUGUAAUGUCUGGGUAAUAUACAUAUCUAUUACCAUAUGUAUACAAGCGCAGUAUGUACACUGAGAAAUAUCAAGCAAGAGUUUUGAGAGUUUCUUUUU
Molecule: messenger RNA, 2457 nt
Organism: Tarenaya hassleriana
Lineage: Eukaryota; Viridiplantae; Streptophyta; Magnoliopsida; Brassicales; Cleomaceae
Product: cytochrome P450 86A2-like
Exons: 2
Coding region: 539-2131 (530 amino acids)
Molecular function (GO): oxidoreductase activity, acting on paired donors, with incorporation or reduction of molecular oxygen; heme binding; monooxygenase activity
Source: RefSeq, a predicted model, not a curated record